CUGAAAGUGUACAGACACAUAUACCACUAAGCAAUAAUUAGAUAUUUGUUUUUCCCUUAUAAUUAGGCGUAUACUGUCCGCGUGUGUUUGUCUAUUGAGGGAAUGAUAAUGCAAGACUGAGCAAGUACGCCUAUUGGCUGGAAGAGGCGGUUCUCGCGGCGAGAUGAGCCCGUCACUUUUCAGGUCACGGCUGCAGCGGGUAUAUAAGGACCGAACGACAGGCGGCAGUAUCCAGUUCGACUCCUCCUCACAGACAAAAUGAUCUCGAAGUUGCUGUUAUGUGCAGUUGCUGCCAUCGCGGCAUCACAAGCGGCAAAACUCCCAUCUAGAACUUACGGGACUCCAGGUACAGGCGGAUCUGGAGGAAGUGGAGGAUUCGGAGGUGGAGCUGUUGGAGGAGGAAGUGGAUUCGGUGGGACAGGCAGUGGAGGAUUCGGAGGAGGAGCUGCUGGUUCAGGUAGUGGAGGUUUCGGCGGUGGAGCCGUCGGUGGAGGAAGUGGAUUCGGCGGAGUAGGCAGUGGAGGAUUUGGAAGUGGAGCUACCGGCGGAGGAUUUAGUGGGUCAUCCGGAUCUGGUGCCUUCGGAGGAUCUUCCGGCCCUGUCGUUCCCAUAAUUUCGGACAACCGGGAAGGCCCCGAUGAGUUCGGAAACUACAACUUCAACUUCGAAACAGGAGACGGCAUCACACGCCAGGAGGUGGGAGCCCCCCAGGGACCGACCGGCGCUGUGGCCUCUCAAGGCGCAUGGGCAUUCACUUUCCCCGAUGGAACUCCAGCCGAAUUUAGCUUCGAAGCUGACGAAAAUGGUUACCGCGUCGUGUCCGACCUGCUGCCCACGCCCCCACCCCUCCCCGCUCACGCCAUCGCCCAGAUCGAGAAGGCUCGUCAGGAGGAUGCCGCCGCUGCAGCUUCUGGUGGACGUUACAGUGGCCAGUCAGGCUCUGGUUCAGGAUUCGGCUCUGGUGCUGGCCAAUCAGGAUUCGGCUCUGGUGCUGGCCAAUCAGGAUUCGGCUCUGGUGCUGGCCAAUCAGGAUUCGGCUCUGGAGCUGGCCAAUCAGGAUUCGGAUCUGGAGCUGGCCAAUCAGGAUUCGGCUCUGGUGCUGGCCAAUCAGGAUUUGGCUCUAGUGCUGGCCAAUCAGGAUUCGGCUCUGGAGCUGGCCAAUCAGGAUUCGUAUCUGGAGCUGGCCAAUCAGGAUUCGUAUCUGGAGCUGGCCAAUCAGGAUUUGGCUCUAGUGCUGGCCAAUCAGGAUUCGGCUCUGGUGCUGGCCAAUCAGGAUUCGGCUCUGGUGCUGGUCAAUCAGGAUUCGGCUCUGGUACUGGCCAAUCAGGAUUCGGCUCUGGUGCUGGCCAAUCAGGAUUCGGCUCUGGUGCUGGCCAAUCAGGAUUCGGCUCUGGUGCUGGCCAAUCAGGAUUCGGCUCUGGUGCUGGCCAAUCAGGAUUCGGCUCUGGUGCUGGCCAAUCAGGAUUCGGACAGACAGGCUCUGGUUCCGCUCAGGCACCAAGCCGAACGUAUGGAUUACCUUAGGUCUGUCUUCUUGCCUGAGCGACUCACAUGCAUUACAAAGUCACGGUGGCUGCAGAUCUCAAAGGUCUGUGACACGAACAAUACGCUUAUAAUAAACUUAGUCUAAGAAAUAUUGUUAAAAUAAAGACUACAGAUAAU
Messenger RNA from Penaeus chinensis, 1662 nucleotides. RefSeq names its product pupal cuticle protein 36-like. The record is from RefSeq and is a predicted model, not a curated record. NCBI's taxonomy places the organism in Eukaryota, Metazoa, Arthropoda, Malacostraca, Decapoda, Penaeidae. Gene Ontology annotation, molecular function: structural constituent of chitin-based larval cuticle. Gene Ontology annotation, cellular component: chitin-based extracellular matrix. Bases 259 to 1524 code for a protein of 421 amino acids. The transcript has 3 exons.